UCUGGGCAGUGAGACCCCUUACCCAUAAUGCUCUGCUCCCGCCUCCCUGAUGGCUCCCCUCCCUGCCCGGGGCAGGUUCACGGUCUGGACACGGAGACAUGGAAGGACACGGAAGUUGUUCACAUAGACAUCGCUGACCGGACCCAGGUGUCCGAGGAGGAUUACAAAGCAGACGAAGAUCUGGCUCUUUUCACGUCUGUGAAGACAGGGCGAGGCCCAUUCGGUCCAGACUGGAAGGUACCUGCUGCCUACUGGCUUAGAUCAGGGAGAGAGAGGGGAGGAGCUGGGAACCCGGACUCCUGGGUUCAUGGUGCCAUGUCUGCACCUGUUUGCUUCGUCACACUGAACACAGUUUGUUGAGGAAAAAUGAAUACUGUUUCUGUGAAGGGAAAUCAGCCUCCCCAAUGUGGAAUUACGGGGGUUGACAGAGGUGGAUGUGGGGCACCCAGGGGAUAUAGGGAACGUGGAAUUUCAGAAAGCCUUGGACAAGGCCCCUCGCCAAAGGCUCUUACGUGAAGUCAGCUGCCAGGGGAUCGAGGGAAGGUCCCUGUGUGGGUCGGUCACUGGUACAAGACGGGAACAAAGGGCGGGAGUAAACGGUCAGUUCUCAGACUGGAGAGAAGUAAAUUGUGGG
Molecule: messenger RNA, 634 nt
Organism: Chelonoidis abingdonii (Abingdon island giant tortoise)
Lineage: Eukaryota; Metazoa; Chordata; Testudines; Testudinidae
Source: RefSeq, a predicted model, not a curated record